This is a messenger RNA of Dimorphilus gyrociliatus, 1122 nucleotides long. NCBI's taxonomy places the organism in Eukaryota, Metazoa, Annelida, Polychaeta, Dinophilidae. The record is from the annotation of a GenBank genome assembly.
AAUAUUGACCGCCAUUUUGUGUAGUAGACUAGCCGUCGAGUCUUGGCGGCUUUUUUCUUUAAUUACGCCUUUGCAAUGGAUGAACAGAGAUUUCAGAAUAAUUUAGCGUCUCCUCCAUCUCACGGUAAUGCUAUCAUGGGCGGCGGAUAUCAGAUGCAAUCGGAUAUGCACCAUUCAGCCGGUGAUCAUUCAGAAUCCCGUAAACAAGAUAUUGGAGAAAUUCUCCAACAAAUUAUGAAUAUAACCGAUCAGAGUUUGGAUGAGGCACAAGCAAGGAAACAUACGCUCAAUUGCCAUCGAAUGAAACCAGCUUUGUUUAGUGUAUUGUGCGAAAUCAAGGAAAAAACGGUGCUAAGUAUUCGCGGUAAUCAGGAUGAUGAGCCUCAAGAUCCACAAUUAAUGAGGCUUGACAAUAUGCUGAUAGCCGAAGGGGUUGCUGGACCUGAAAAAGGAGGAGGUUCAACAGCCGCUUCAACGGCUUCCCAAGCUGCUAAUUCUGGUGGGGAAUCUGCUAUAGAACAUUCUGAUUAUAGAGCUAAAUUGGCUCAAAUUAGACAAAUUUAUCAUACGGAACUCGAAAAAUACGAACAAGCCUGUUCCGAAUUCACAACUCACGUCAUUAACUUAUUAAGGGAACAAAGUCGAACGAGACCAAUUGCGCAAAAAGAAAUCGAGCGUAUGGUUUCUAUAAUUCGACGAAAAUUUGCCGCUAUCGAAAUGCAACUGAAGCAGAGUACAUGUGAAGCCGUAAUGAUAUUGAGAUCCAGGUUCCUAGACGCAAGGCGCAAGCGACGAAAUUUUAGUAAACAAGCAACCGAAGUCUUAAACGAGUAUUUCUAUUCACAUCUGAGUAACCCAUAUCCCAGUGAAGAAGCCAAAGAAGAAUUAGCAAGAAAAUGCCAAAUAACUGUGUCACAGGUAUCAAAUUGGUUUGGCAACAAACGAAUCAGAUUUAAGAAGAAUAUCGGCAAAGGGCAAGAGGAGGCCAAUAUGUACGCCAGUAAAUAUGCCGUUCAAGCUGCCUCUGGAGGUACGACACCCAACACCAGCCCAAAACAGGAACCAGAUGCACCUAAUAUGUCGCAAGCUUGCCAAGGCAACUAUCAAGAUGGACUUCUUUAA